UCGAGCGGAACAGUGGUUCGCUCGCGGCGAUUAUUUGUGCACAGACAGACUUGACUCAAUGGACAAGGUGGAAAUGUCCUGAUUACUGUGAUCUGUGUGGUUGCUAACCAGGAAACGACAGGCUAGGGAGCACUAGAAAGUUGUUAAGAAGUGUGUGUCGCGCGUCAUAAGGUGUGGAGUGCAUGAACCUCUGGACUGUCAGGAGAAAACGAAAGUGGGCAGGAGAGGUGACGACUUGCCUUGGGGACACAGAACAACAACAACUGUCAAAGCCUCAAGGCUUAAAAGAAAAGCUAUGGACGCUACUCAACACACCGCUCACUCACAACCCCCACAGUUCACCAGUGGUAACAUGAGUCCAGUGUUCGGCGGCUCAGAAGAGUCUGGAGGCGGUGGGGUAGCUGGAAUGGGAGCAGAACGAUAUCAAAGGACCCCGAAAUGCGCCCGUUGUCGCAACCACGGUGUGGUGUCGGCGUUGAAGGGGCACAAGCGCUACUGCCGCUGGAGAGACUGCGCCUGUGCCAAGUGUACGCUCAUCGCCGAGAGACAGCGGGUCAUGGCAGCUCAGGUGGCCCUUAGGAGACAACAAGCGCAGGAGGAGAACGAGGCUCGCGAGUUGAGCGUACUUUACGGAUGUCACGAGGGAAUCAUGGCAAUGCAUCGAGCAGGACUCACCUUUUCAGCAGCCAUGUCCCACCUGCUUGGGGGUAAACGGUCAAAAGAGGGACAGAUCCCCACUGAUGACCUCAACACCACUGCUGCUGCCACUAUCUCCAACAACUCCAGUGAAGGUGACAAGGACCCUGCUGCUGCAGUAACAGCUACAGCUAAUGUUGAGUGGAAGAAGCUAUUAACAGAAAAUGCUGUACACGGUGUGGUGAACCUCUCCAGUCCUAACGACCCCGGUGCCACCGAACGUCGUGAAAGCAAUAGCCCCGGAGGCCGUAAGGCCACCGGUGGAGGAGACGGACUCGAACCGCAUCCGCCCACGCUCAAUUCUGACGACAAAAUCGAUGAACAACCUCUUGCCUUGGAUGUCGCCAGUGGAUUGAACAAUGGAACAAAUAUUGGGAGCAGGUCGCCCUCGGGCUGGGCCGAAAAAGACGCUAUUGAGGCCACUUUUGUCAACAAAGAAUCGAAUUCUGUAAAUAAACAACUUGCGCUAUCGUCGCAAACUUCCAUUGCAAGCAGUGUUCCUGGGGAAGGAUUAAUCAGGGGGUCACCAUCACCGGCCGUUUCUCCUGCAUCACUAUGUACUUCGAGUAGCAAGUCCGACAACAAGCGUCGUCCUCUUGAUACCCUUGCUAAGCUCUUUCCACAUAGAAGUGCUUCAUCAUUGGCAACAAUCUUAGCUCGCCAUAAAGGAGACGUUUUAGCAGCUAUUGAGGAACUUAUGGCACCCGCUCAGACAUCUCCGUCUCGACCACCCCCUUCACCAUCGAGUCCUCCAGCUCGAUCGUCGGCCUCACCAACUUCUUCAUCUGAUGACAAAGACUGUUCUACUACCCGAGAAGUACGCGCCGAGUCGUUGACCGGGUUCUCCACUGGCGAUACUCCAUCAGCUGUAAGUCAGGCUGCAGCAGUGUAUUUCGCCGGACAAUUUCGCGCAAAUGGCCACCGAGGAGGUGGCGGCGGGACCCCUUACGCAGGGCUCGUACCUGGCCUGCCGCGUUCACUUCUUAGUCUUCCCGCUUACCCGGGCCUAUUCCCACCAGCAGCGCCCCUAUUCGCCAACCUGGCCACUGGGGGCAGCCUGCUCAACCUCAGGACGUGCGCAGACACCGAGGCCGAGCCGCUAGCCAAGAAAAGACGUUUUCCACCAUCGUCACCAGGACAUCAGAUUGGAGGCGACUGGAUGCAAGCACAGGUGCAUAGUCCCGAUUCGCAGCUUGGCUCACCUUUAGAAGUAAAGGAGUCCGAGUGAUGCACCGUGGAAAAAGACUUUAGAAAAAAAAGAGUUUAAAAAGAAAAUAUAGAGGAGAAAAAGGGCCUAGCCGGUAGACGUGAGUGAGGAUCUCCAACGAGCUUUACAAUGAACUUCUAGAUCCGCUUGGAGAAGUGUCGAUUUAUCGAAAGCAAAAUGAAGCGAAUUCUGGAAGUUCAUCAUCGAAAUGGAAGAAGCCAAGGAUGAGGCUGAUUAUUGAAGUCGGGGUUUAUGGGGACAGACGGACAAGGAAACGGACUGAACUGAGUUCUGACCCGUUAACCGCUGUGAAGGGGCGACGUAUAGCGUGCAUCCGGUGUACUAAGUUUGCAGCACCGUAGUUAUGGUGUUUGUUGUGAUUAAGUGAUC
Varroa destructor (honeybee mite) is the source of this 2293-nucleotide messenger RNA. RefSeq lists its product as uncharacterized. Gene Ontology annotation, biological process: regulation of transcription by RNA polymerase II; sex differentiation. Gene Ontology annotation, molecular function: RNA polymerase II cis-regulatory region sequence-specific DNA binding; DNA-binding transcription factor activity, RNA polymerase II-specific. The record is from RefSeq and is a predicted model, not a curated record. Gene Ontology annotation, cellular component: nucleus. Lineage: Eukaryota; Metazoa; Arthropoda; Arachnida; Mesostigmata; Varroidae.